AUGUUUGCUGCUGCUACCAAAAAUUUUGUUAAGCAGGUUGAUGAUGGAGGGAGAUUAAUUCCUGUUCCCAGUCUCAGUGAAGCUGACAAAUAUCAACCUUUGAGCCUUGUUAUUAAGAAGAGAACGUGUUUUCUUUCAAAAAAAUCUAAAUUUGCUUCAACGCCUUUCACCUUAAAAGACAUUCUUCAGGGAGAGAGAGAAAUUUCUUCAGGUGUUUCAUCCUAUCAGUUGUUGAACUAUGAGGACAAAUCAGAUCUUUCUCUGAAUGGUAAACGAGGAAAUCAGAUAAUGAAUGAUGUCGGGGUCAAUAUUGAUGGAUCAGAUUCUGUUGCAGUUAAAGCUUCAUUUGGCAUAGUGACCAAACAUGAGGUUGAAGUACCAACAUUGCUUAAAGAACUUACGACUAGAAAAAUUAACUUUGAUCAUUGCCUCGUCCGUCAGGCAAGACAAAGUAGGAAGGAAGUUCUGUGUGUGGUAAUGGAAAGUAUUAGAACAACACGGCAAUGCUCAUUAUCUGUCCAUGCUGGAAUGCGUGGGGAAACAAUGAGGUUUCACAUUAUCGAAGACCAGAAUUAUAAAGUACGGGACAAAGCUAUCGUUUUUCCAGCACACACAACCAUUGCAUUUAGUGUAUUUGAACUUUAUAUUCACUUGGAUGGUAAUUUUGAAUUUUGUGUCACUCCAGUUUCCAAAGGAGGAUUUGAAAAAGAGCAAUCUGGAUCAUUUUCAAUGAGCAAAUUAAGGAGUAAUCUGUUCCGUCGAAAUAAGUGGGUAUUGGAGACUGUUGCUAACUCAGAUGAUUACUUGGAGGAGCUUUUAACAGAUUAUUAUGAAAAAGCUGCAAGCAUGACUGAUGUCUCUACAAGCUAUCUCAGAGAAGGGUCUCAUAUCCGAGUGAAUUUACUUAAUAACAACAUCCCAAAAGGUCCAUGUGUCCUUUGUGGCAUGGGUCACUCUAAAAGGGAGACAGUCUAUGGAUGUCUCGAGUGUUCUUUUCAUGGACAAAAGUAUGUACGACUGCAUGCUGUGCCCUGCUUUGACCUCUGGCACAGAAGGGUGAGAUAAAUUAUCUGUGACAGUGCCUAUUGUUAUAGACUUAGGUAUAACUGUGCCACAAACUUUCCAAAAGUGACUUAGUAAAGCAUUAAAAGUGCAAAAUGUUUUAGUAUACUACUUUCUAUUUUCAAGUGAUGUUUUAUUUUACACAUACAGCUAAUUAUAUUAAUUAGUUUAGCAUGUAGGGUUUUUUUUUUUUAAAUAUCACUGCUUUUCAUUUUCCUAGCACUUUCUCAUUUCAUUAUCCAUGGUAACUAAUCCAUGUACUUUUAAACUGAAUCAGAAAAUAGCAAUUUUUAGCUUCUUAUAUUUUGAAAUGGACUUACAAAAUUUGCUCUUCUUUGUAAAGAUAUUUCCUUAACUACAUCAGGGUAUGAUGGUAAAAUGAGAAAAUCUGUUAAAUAUUUAGUGUUGUCAUAAAUGUUUAAUCGAAGUAUCAGAUUAAAAACACAUUGGAGGUUAGCUCAGUUUAAGGUUUCUUUUAUAAAGGAGAAGACUGAAAAGGAUCAUAGCUGAGGAUAUGGGUUUCAUAUCAGGAUGUGAUUACCAUAUGUCUUUAUUCUGACUAUAUUAACUCUGACCACCAGCUAGCGCACAUUUUGCAUAACUUGGAUAACUUGCAUCUGUUUUAUUCUGAGUUAGACUGGCUAUUGACUUGAAUGUCUUUGAUGUAUACAGGUAAAAAUAUUGUAGCGAUAAUUUAUAUCACUAACAAUAAUGUAUUACAUCAAUCCUUUUAGAUUUCAUGUCUGAAGUUCUGUUACCUAGAAUAGGAAUUUGGCAGCAUUUUCUGUGGGGGAUACUGGAAUGACUCAGCCUGGAUCAGAGAAAGGCAGGCAUUAGGACCCAGCUGUUGCUGCCACUUCUCUCUGCUGAGCUGUUCAGUGUGGCAUGAUGAAAGCCCCUUCCACCAGAAUCUGUGCUGCUUGACUGCAGCCAGGUAAAGGCACAGCCCCCUCCACUGGAGCCGCAGGUAGCUGACUGUAGUGUGCAAGAGGGAGAGCCCCUGCCACCAAAUGCUGCCAAAAUCACAGUUCUGCAGGCCACAGGUUGCUGACUCCUGACCUAGAGAGCCUAACAUCACAACUUACAGUAGUUUGCAUUAUUGGGAGUACAUACACUAGAGGGCACUGCAGAGUGUAAUUCAGAACACUGGGAACUGGCACUGCUGUCCAGAAUAGCUGUCACAAGUGUUUAUGUCUCUCUUAAUGUCAUUAUAAAUUAAGUGGGAGAUUAAAAUUUUUAUUCCUGCUUCCCUUGAAAAAACGGUGUGGUAGGUUUUCUGUUUCUUGCUAGCCCUACCAGUUUUGGUUGAAGCUUUAAACUUCAUAUUUUACCUAAAGCAGUGUUUUUCAAACUUUUUUUUUUUUUCAUUUGUGGAUCCCUAAAAAAUUUUGAAUGGAGGUGUGGACCUCUCUGAGUUUCUAAAUGCGGGUAUUCACAUACUUCCAAUUGAACGUAAUUCUCUUUGGCAGACCCUUUAAACAUAGCCUGCAGACCUCUGGGGGUCCACAGACCACAGGUUGAAAACCAUUACACAUUCAAAUAAACAGCAAUGUCUUUUUCUUUAUAAAUGAAAGGAAAAAAUAUUUGUUUUGCUGAUAAUGAAAAACAAGUUAGAAUAUUUCAAUUUAUGACUUGCAUAGCAACCAUAACUGUUACUACACUACACUUUUCCAGUGUAAGAGAAGCAAGAAUCAGGUUCACGGAGUUAAUUACGUUUAUAUUAAAUAAUAUAAUACUCCCACUCCCUCUGUAUUGCACAACAAAUUAGAAAAGUAGAUGUCUGCUUUGAGGUACUGAACCUUAGUUCAUUUUGCAAUUUAAUGUAUUUUAAAAAGUGUAAAGAAUGAUCCACUCAUUUUGUUAAAAAUUGAAUUUUCACUUACUGUUAACAGUAUACUUUAAAUAUGUACAAUUAUGUUUACAUUGUAGAAGUUAUUGUAAAUUGUUUUAAGAAAUCUUUGUGCAUUCAUAGAAUUCUAGUGACAGUGUCAAUUUUAAUGUUUUGAUCUUGAGGGUUUUCUUCUAGAAGCAUUAACAUGAUUAUGACAAGCACACUUCAUCUCACAAUCUGUAAUUCUAUCACUGACCUGUUAAAUCUAUCAUGAUUUAUUUUUGUCCAUUGUCUUUGGGGAACCUGGGCUAGAAGCCUGCAGGGCACCAUGUUUAAACAGCCAUGGUUGGUCACAUCUCAGCCUGUCAGAACUUAACUUCCCAGGCAAACAUUAUUCAAUUCCUUAGAGGUAUAACAAGAAAUUUCUGUGUUGCAAGUUGUAGUGGUGGCUGCCACCAUUCUACAGCCCCUCAAAAUCAGCAUCUAGGGUUGUAUUACUGUAAUUGCCUUGGCCAGCAAUUAAGUUUUUUUAACUAGAGCCAAAAUAAACUAAUGAUUCUAAGUAAGUUUUCAUGAGCUUUCUCUAUCUCCUUAGGAGUUUGAGGGGGAUAGGAAAGUGUUUCCACUGCAGCUAAAUUACAAACCCAUCUUUCCUGUGAGUGGCCUACCAUUGAACCCUCUCUGUAUCUGAUACAAAGGGAAUAA
Alligator sinensis (Chinese alligator) is the source of this 3598-nucleotide messenger RNA. RefSeq names its product pejvakin (gene PJVK). Gene Ontology annotation, cellular component: cytoplasm. The record is from RefSeq and is a predicted model, not a curated record. Bases 1 to 1065 code for a protein of 354 amino acids. Gene Ontology annotation, biological process: programmed cell death. Lineage: Eukaryota; Metazoa; Chordata; Crocodylia; Alligatoridae. The transcript has 6 exons.